GUUACCGCGGCUGUGUCCCCGCCCGCUGCUGCCGCUGUCGUUUGUCGCCGCCGCCGCCAUGGACAGCGACGAGGAGACGCUGGAGGAGACCGUAGAAGGGCAUCUAGAUGAUGAUGGGCUGCCACAUGGAUUCUGUACAGUGACUUACUCAUCAACAGACAGGUUUGAAGGAAACUUUGUGCAUGGAGAAAAGAAUGGCCGUGGCAAGUUCUUCUUUUUUGAUGGAAGCACCCUGGAAGGGUACUAUGUUGAUGAUGCCCUGCAAGGCCAAGGAAUCUAUACUUAUGAGGAUGGAGUGGUCCUUCAUGGCACAUAUGUGGAUGGAGAGCUGAAUGGACCAGCCCAAGAGUAUGACAGUGAUGGGCGGCUCAUAUUCAAAGGGCAGUAUAAAGACAACAUUCGACACGGGGUUUGUUGGAUUUAUUACCCGGAUGGAGGCAGCCUUGUGGGAGAAGUGAAUGAUGAAGGGGAGAUGACUGGAGAGAAAAUAGCCUAUGUGUACCCUGAUGGAAAGACUGCUUAUUCUGGAAGGUUCAUAGAUGGAGAAAUGAUAGAAGCAAAACUGGCAACUCUGACAUCUCUAGAGGAUGGGAAACCUCAGUUUGAAGCAGUACCAGGCAGUCCAGUAUACAGUUUUGACAAAUCUACUUCAUCCUGCAUUUCUACAAAUGCACUUCUUCCUGAUCCUUAUGAGUCAGAGAGAGUGUACGUUGAUGUCUCUCUCAUUUCCAGUGCUGGAGAAGGAUUAUUCUCCAAAAUAGCAGCAGAAGCCAGUACAGUUAUGUCCUUUUACAAUGGAGUGCGAAUUACACACCAGGAGGUAGACAGCAGAGACUGGUCCCUCAAUGGAAAUACAAUAUCCCUGGAUGAUGAAACAGUCAUAGACGUGCCAGAGCCCUACAACCACGCUGCCAAGUACUGUGCCUCACUGGGGCAUAAGGCCAACCAUUCCUUCACUCCUAACUGCAUCUAUGACCCGUUUGUUCAUCCUCGUUUUGGGCCCAUCAAGUGUAUCCGUACCAUCAGGGCUGUGGAGAAAGAUGAAGAAUUAACAGUGGCUUAUGGAUACGAUCACAACCCCGUUGGGCAGAAUGGGCCAGAAGCACCAGAGUGGUACCAGCUGGAACUGAAAGCUUUCCAGGCUGCCCAGAAAAAGUGAAAUGGGAGCUCCUUCUCUGCUCAGCAAACUGAAAUAGAAACUUGGAUCUAUGCACUACCUUUAUACUGAAAACUGGACAACCAGGGAUUGUUCAUGCUGUUGCAUCAUAACUUUGCAUUCUGUGUUAAGAGAUAAGUUUCUUGCAUACUAACUAGGUUUGACUGUGUUACUCAUAGCAGAUUUAAAAUUAGCUAGUGUUGCACCAGUCUUAUCUGGAGAAAUUAUUUAAUAUUCUAUACGAGAUGUGAUAUUCUUUGGUAGCUUCUGCUUUUGCACCAUAUGCAAAGAUGCCAAAAGACUAGACAGAAAACUAAAAUGGGUAUAUCGUUCACUUUUAGUCGGCAGACUUAGUGUUGCUCUCUAUCUGCCUAGGCAUUAUUGUGCAACUGCAUUUUGCAUAUAUGCCACUUGUGAUGAUAACAGUAAUAUUUUGAUAUUCUCUAAUAGUAGCAUAAUUUUGCCUUUUUAAACCUUUGAUCUGAAUCUUGCAAUAGAGCAGUUUAUUUAUUAGCAUAUAGGAGGCUGGGUUUUAACUCCCCUUUCCUCUUGUCUGAAUGUUGUUCUUUCUACAAAUCUUUUGCAGGAGAAAAUCCUUUCUAACUAGUGGAAAGGCUUGUGUGUGUAUGUGAGAGUGCUGUGUGUUGGUCUCUGUGGCUCUCUAAAUAGUAUAGCAACAUGUCCAAACCUAAUAUUAAUCUAGCCUUUAUGGCUGGCUUAUUUUAUUUAUGAUUAUGACACGCAAAUGAAGCUGUUCUUUGCAUGAAGAUUUGCUGAAGGAAGAGAAUGGAUGUGCUUCUUGAAGGACUUCCGGAAGUGUGUGUUCUGGAAGGCAGGUGCGUUACUUGCAUUAGUGUCCAGGGUUGGUUUGUGUGUUUCACCUGUUAAGGCUGCAAGUUCUCAAGGCAAAAAUCCUAGCAAUGAGAUGCUUGCAUCUCACAUGAAUUCUCUUGAAGGAGAUGUAUCUGAGGGCAGGCUGUAGUACUUGAUGAAGGAGAGCUGUAUCUUUUGUAUCUGUUCAGUUGACAAAGAAUAUAGCCUUGUAGCUGUCUUUUUGUAGUGCUGGUUUAAGACACAGUAAAUCAAUAUAGUAUGAGAUAUCAAAAUAAGAUAAAAAAAAACUAUAUGAGAAGAUUGUUUUUGAAAGACAAACAAUGAAUGUAAAAACUUCACGCACUGCUCAUACUUAGAAGCAGCAGUCAAUCCGUAGCUUUGUUGCAGCCAGCAGUGGGAGCUUGUGAAUAUUCAUCUUCAGGGCUGUGUUCUGGGGUUUUUCAGGGGUAGAGAAAUUGUUGUGCAUUUGUUUUCAGAUAUUGUACUGGUCUUGCCUAAUGCUGUAUAGGAGAGAGACAAUGUAUGAUCUUGGUCUGGAUGCUGGAGCCCCUUCUGGGCCUAUGAGGAUCUCUUUUGGGUUUAGCAGCUUAGGAAGAACUCAGAUGCAUUUGCAACACUUUAUUUAAAUGUUUGUAGUUUAGAGAAGUUUGUAUAUAUGUAACAUAAAUGAUUUGGAAAUCAGACCUACCUUUCUAUUGCAACACAUUUUGGUUGGUUGCUUGAACAGUCAGAGGUGUGUCUAGCUGUCUGGAGAGCUAGACAUGGAGAAUGUGUUGGGUUGAUACCUGCAGGUGGAAGGAUGAGGUUGCUGUUUUGUGCAGUCUGAGAAUCCUUGCUUUGGUACAAAGUUAGUUAUUAAGAAGAACCUCUGUAACCUGGGGCUCUCUUUAGUCCCUGUGACUGAUCACAAACCUUUUCCAGCACCUCACCAUUUAAGCUUGCAAAGAAGCUACUCCCGGCAUGUGCUUGCUGGUGGGCAGGCAGGUAGGCUCAGGGCUUUUGACGCUCUUCCAGCAGUGAUCUGAAUGUGAGCUUUGGCAUCACCCAUCUUCUCACACUGGAGACUUAAGCCACAGCUCUGCUUCUCAUCCAAGGCAGGUGGCUGGCAGAGGUGACAGUUCAGGGACUCAGCUGACUGUGCAGAGGCAGAACUGAGCCUUAUGGUUGAAGGAAGGUUGUCAAAGGCCAAUGGACAGCACAGCUUCAGCGAGUGAACCUCAGAAAGAAAUAUGCAUGCUAGAUCUUUCCCCACCUGCCUGCAGGUCACUAUUUUAGAUCAUUGCUCUUUCAGCUGUUUGCAGAGAAGCAUGCCUGGCUGGUAGGAACCUUUUAUGUUCAUCUUGUGGAUUAUUCUGCCAGGACCAUAGAAUUUGCAAAGUUGAAGCUUAAGUGCAGGGAAGAGGAGCAGGGAAGGUAUGUGGCUGAAUCCUGCUGUGGAUGGGUGGUAACUCCUUCCACAGUGUUGAUAACCUCCUUUGGACUGCUGGCGUCUUUGUGCCCUCUAUAGUAUCAGGCUUAAAAUGUUCUGAUCUCUUGAGCUCUUUGGGCUUCAUUCCUUGGAUCAGUCUCUGAUUCCUCUGCUAUCUCCCUUUGAAGUUGUUUAUGCUUUAAUAGGUUUAUUGGUCUUUGAAUUACCUGAUUUUUUGAGAUAAAUACAAGAUAGGUGCCCUUUCCAUAUCAGGUUUGAAAGUUGCACCCUAAAAUAGAGAAAUCCUAGGGAAGGAAGGCACUGAGAUAUCCUCAGUGUGUUCUCAAAAGCUGUUAACUUGGUGGCAGUCAAGCAGAUUCUCUUGCUCAUGCCUGUAGCCUGGUAGUAUGCCACAGCUGUGGCUAUUGUCUCUGUUAACUCUGCUGUCCUUUUUCUCUCUGCUCUGUUAAAAUCUAUUGGUCCUCCUAUAGAUCCCUUCUUCAGUGACCAACCUUUUAUAAAAGUUGUGAUUAUAAAGCUGCUUUGGCUUGAUUCAGGACCAAGCCUUUUAAUCCUUGUUUUCUUUUUUCUUUGUGGUUUAUUAGAGUGAAGAUGGUUGGGGUGGUUUUUACCACUGAGUAGCCAAAGGGCUCAGUGUGUCCUUCAGAGGUUUUUGAGAGGUGUGCGUUGGCAACCACAGGUUCAAACACAGGUUAGCUAUAGAACUCCAAAUAAUGCCUUAACUUGGUCAGCGUAUUGCAGCUCAGCUUCUGGGGCUCACUAGAUAGCAAGGCUGGCUUAGCAAAGCUGUUUAUCAGUAGUAACACGAGACCCACACCAAACAUGGUUUUGAAUUGGAGCUGAGGAAACAGCUGUUUUGCAAAUCAAUCAGUUUGAGUCUGUUGGAUGCAGCUGACUGCUGGUGAAUAUGCAGUAAGAAGCUCUACUUCUCAGAGUCUGGCCAAAGACCUAUCCUGUCAGCACAAAAACUGGAAGGAGAACUGAUGCCUGCCGUGAGCAGCUGGCUCUCAGAGUACCUGUUGUGACUAAAGAAUGGCAUAAGAGAACCUGGAAUUGUUGCUUUUGCCAGGUAUGAAUCAGUUCCCAAUGCCUGCCUUUGGUCUCCAGUGCUGCACAUGGCUCCUCUGGGAUGGGAGGAUUGUUUCCUGAGCUCUUUGAUGAGAAGGAGCCUGUAUCAGCCAGUAUUAGAGGCUGAUGAUGGUCUCUUUUAUAAAAUAAAUAGAAUCUUACAUGGCUCUUCCUGCCAUGGCAGCACUGUGUUUUGUCACCAGGAAUACACAAGCUUAGUUUUCUGGAGAAGCAUUGAAUCUUGGAGACAAGAGAGUAUGAGGAGUUAAAGCUGAGAGCUGCCUGCUGCUGGGUCACUCCUCUGGCUAAGAGAGAAAAAAGCUUUGGGCUGGGUCUCAAGCUAUAAUUUUAGUUUUGGGGAGCUACUAAAAUACCUGAUUUUCCUUCACAAAGCUGAAAAGGCUUUUUUUCCCCUUUUUGGUAGUAAUUAAAAAAAAAAACCUUAUCAUCCAUAAAAAUAUGUAAAUCUUAACUGUUGAAAAAGUCAAAGGAAGUAGGUGGGUAUGGUGGUGAUAGCUUUUGACUUCUUCCACAGUUGCAAGGAUUCCUGCUGGGAUGGCCCAUGGUUUUGCCCAGGUUCAGCUCCUGACAACUCAUACAGGUUUUGAGACCUUUGUGAGGCUUACCAGUUGCUUGGCCCUGUGAGGCUACAUGUUUUGGGGGUGAUGAGGCAGCCGUCUCCUUCAUCCAGGCUUUCCAGAUGCAAAGCUUUGUGCCACACACAGUUGGCAGUGGCUGUGGUUGCUUUCCUGGGUUGUUGUAGGAUGUUGCUGGUGUGGAAGUGAGAGCGCCAUUGGGGAUUUCUCACCCUGUGCUGGGCACUGGAGGAGCAGUAUAGCUGACAUAGCCUAUCUGGGAUAAGAAACUGAGGAGUGGUGGGAAUUGCCACUUCUCUGUUUCAUCCCAACUGGCUGCCCUUGUCCUUCAGUAAAUACCCGUGGUCACCACUUUGGUUGCACCAGGAACUGUAGAGAGUCGCUUCUGUCCCAGAGCCCUCUGUGAUUUCUGUCCUUUCACUCAAUUUGAUAGUGUUUCUGGAAAAUGCUGCCAUUGCAAUGAGGUAACAAGUUGUACAGAGCCGGUUAUCUGCUGCUUUGGUUUCCUCAGGUACAGCAGACUUGCUGGAGCUGUGGGUGCCUGAGGAAUCCACCUCCAAGCAAUUGGGUUAAAACCCAAUUGCUUUGAAAACAAUGUCGCUGAAGUGUCUCCUUAUAUGCUGGGGUGCUGCGUUAGACACCUCUUCCUCACUCACACAUUGCUGUCAUAUGCUGAGAGGAACUGGAAACAUGAGAACUGUAUUUUUGGACAAAGCAUUUAUAAGCAGUCUUACAAGGGAUUUUUUUUUUUUAAUUAUAAAAAAGGUGCAAGAUUGAGUGCAUGUUUACUUGCCCCAGAUCAAAGGUUUUGAACACUAAGGUCACUGUCUGUUGAAUGGACCCUCCUCUUGACCCUCUUCUGUCUUCAGGCAAUUGAAGCUCCUGCCCUCUUUCUCUACCAGUUUUAUUGUACCUAUUUUGGUUUUCCCCAGGAGUAAUAUAUAUAUACACAAAAAUCCUUGAAGCAAUUAAAUGUUCAAGCCAUAAAAUCAGGAGUGUGGGAAGACCCUCUUCACAAGUUUUAACGUAUUUGUAUGUAAAAUGAUGUUUGUAUGAAAUAUUUUCAUGGUAGAAUGAAUAUUUAAAAGAAAAAGAUUCCAGUAAGAUCUAAACCAAAUUUAAAAGGAUGUCUUUUUGUAAGAUGCAAGUGUAAUUGGUUACCAAUAAGUAGAUAUUUGUUUUUAAAGGGGAGAUGCAACAAAUGAUCUUUACAAUUACAAAUGGUCGUUUCUGCUAUUUGGGAAAGUAUUUAUGCAGCAUUACACAUGGCUAUCAUAAAUAACUGCAAUAGCAAGGCCAGUCGCAUCUUCAGGACAUACCUCUCAGCUUGUCCCCUUUGUGAUAUUAUAGGAACAGACACAUCCCUCCUUUCUGCAGAUUUCUUCCUAAAAAACUUUUCCUACUGUAACUGUACUGAAUUUAACUCUUGAGCUAAGAUCCAGACUAAAAUUGUGUAUUACUUAACAGUUUCUGCUGGGCCUUCUGCUAUUUUAAUACUCUUCAGCCCAUAAUUACUGGGUGUCUCUGUUCUGAAGAACUAAGUGCUAAAGAAUAAUCUUGGGGUGAGCUUAAACGUGUGUUAACAGUUAACCCCGGAGUAUUUAACUGUAUAAAGUACUUGAGAUAGGUGUUUUAUGACAUUUGUACUCGAACUAUGAGCCUUACUGAACAUCUGUAGGUUUAUUCAUGACUUUUCAAAAAUGGAUAACUCUAAGAAAGAUGUUUACAUGAAUGAUGAUUGCCCUUCCUUUGAUGUUAUGAAUGAGGUUUUUAUAGUGUGUUUGGGUGUAUGUGCAAGGAAGUAAGAAAAAUGUUUCUGGGGAAAAACAGACUUGACAAACAUUUGUAAUAAGUGAAUUUUAAAGAUUGCUUUAAUUGCGCUAUGAAGGCAAUGCAGAUAUUAAAAUAUUCAACAGAA
Molecule: messenger RNA, 7001 nt
Organism: Pezoporus flaviventris
Lineage: Eukaryota; Metazoa; Chordata; Aves; Psittaciformes; Psittacidae
Gene: SETD7
Product: SET domain containing 7, histone lysine methyltransferase
Exons: 8
Coding region: 59-1159 (366 amino acids)
Biological process (GO): regulation of DNA-templated transcription
Cellular component (GO): chromosome
Molecular function (GO): protein binding; histone H3K4 monomethyltransferase activity
Source: RefSeq, a predicted model, not a curated record